AUGUUUGAAGGACAGUCUGUCUCUCUGAGCUGUGAGGAGGACGACAGCUCAGCUGGAUGGACUCUGAGGAGGAACACAAGUGAUAAAACCAGGACAGAGUGUGGAGUUGGCUGGGGAAAACCUGUUGAUUCUUCCUGCAUCAUCAGCUACAUGGUCCCAUCCCACAGUGGAGUUUACUGGUGUGAGUCCAGAGAGGGAGCAACCAGUAACAGCAUCAACAUCACUGUCACUGAUGGACCAGUGAUCCUGCAGAGUCCUGUCCUCCCUGUGAUGGAGGGAGAAGACCUCACUCUGACCUGUAAAACAGAGAGGUCCUCCAACCUCCCAGCUGGUUUCUAUAAAGAUGGCUCCUUCAUCAGGACUGAGCCUGCAGGUCACAUGACCAUCCCCCAUGUUUCCAGGUCUGAUGAAGGCUUCUACAAGUGUCUCAUCAGGAGAGUUGGAGAGUCUCCACCCAGCUGGGUCUCUGUCACAGGUGAGGAAGUUACCUUUGAUUUCAGGAGUUCAUUCAUCUAG
Perca fluviatilis (European perch) is the source of this 516-nucleotide messenger RNA. Its product is annotated as Fc receptor-like B. Lineage: Eukaryota; Metazoa; Chordata; Actinopteri; Perciformes; Percidae. The record is from RefSeq and is a predicted model, not a curated record. The transcript is spliced from 2 exons. The coding region runs from base 1 to 516 and encodes 171 amino acids. Gene Ontology annotation, molecular function: transmembrane signaling receptor activity. Gene Ontology annotation, biological process: cell surface receptor signaling pathway.